AUGACGGACGCCCUUGGCGCUUCCGUCGCUUUCUCAGCAGCUUUUUCUCCUUCCUCGCCCGCUGUGCUGGACGGGUUGCAUCACACGCCGUCCUUCUUGCUUCCUACGGAGGCAAAAGCUGCUCCAGAGGCAGCAGCAGCAGCGUCGUGGAAUGAGGGGCUUUGCAGCCAUAGGAACUUAGACGAGUGGGGGGAGUGGAUUGCAGCUGACGCAGAUCUCGCAGAAGGCGUGGCAGCAGAAGCUGCUGCCGCAGACUCCGCUGCUCGAGACGAAGAGAACGCAGAAGCAGUGAAGGCAGCGGCCCUUCAGGCACACAGCGGCCCCACCGCAGCAGCGGAGGCAAGUGCUGCUCAAGACGUGACACUGGCAGCAGCUCUUGAGCCACCGCGCUCGCUGCAUGCACUGGACGCAUCGCAGACGUCGCCAGUGCAUGCAGCGUUCACGCAAGCAUACAACUCUCCAACGGCUGCUGCCUUGCAUGCCUCAAGCAGCAAGGGUCAUGAGGACGAAGGCGCAGCAGGGGUGGCCACUUUAGAGGCAGCAACCGCAGCAGCGGGAACGCGCUACUUCGACAAAAGUUUGACAAAGGAGCUCCUAAUCGAGGAAGCGAGCACUUUUCUUGUGGAGGGCAGCAACAGCAGCAACAGCGAGGACAGCCCGGCAGCAGCGCAGGCAGCACUUGCCACGGCGGAAGAAGAGUUGCAACGGGCAUCCGCCGCUGCAUCCGCUGCUGUUAUCACUGCGAGCAGAGGUGUCGCACAACAACGUCUUGCUGCCAAGGCAGCUGCAGCAGCGGAGAUGGACGCUAUAGCAGCAGAAGACGAAGCUGCAGCAGAAACAUCAGAAGGAGAAAUAGCCGCAGCAUCUGCAGAGAUGAUAGCAAUUACAGCAGGGGAUUUGCCUCGAAUCUCAGCAUCAGCAGCAGCAGCAGAAACGUCUGCUGCCCAGUCCGCAGCCGUUCCCUUAGCAGCGCAUUUUGCAACAGCAGAGGCGACUGCAGAGGCUGUGGUGUGGCAGUCUGAGGCGGAUACCAUGCUUGGAGCUUAUGAUGUAGCUGCAAGGAAAGGAACAGGGGUGUCAGCAGGAGAUUUAGCUGCAGCUUUUCGACCAUCAGCAGCGUCGGCGAUCUUCGAAGAGGGGGAGGCUGCGCCCUUGGCAACGGAAGCUUUCGCGAAAGCAGCUACGCCGAGUAUAGCAGAAGGAGCGGCGCUGCAAGACAGCUACACGGCUGUCAACCCUGUUGAUGAGCGACUUGCUGAGGGCUCUUCCGUCUCAGCAGCAGCGAAAGCAGCGGAAGUGGAUAUUCCUAGCGCCGGAAGAAUAUCCCCGUCCACGCGAAGCUCACGAGCGAUAAAUGAUAGGCAAGACGAGGAGUGCAUGCAGCAGCAGCGGCAGCUGCAGCUGCACACACCGACGCUUGAAGGCAGCGUGGAGCAGCGCGAGACGCAACAACCCCCGCAGGGGUGUGAGACGGAGGAUCUGUUGGAGGGAGACGGCCUUGUUUCCGUGAAUGGCGGAACGCAAAGCAGUCUCUCCCGCAGCAGCAGUAUCCUUGAGCACCGCGACGACGGCAAAAGUCAGCAGCAGCAGCAGCAACGGCAGCAGCAGAUGCAGCAGCAGCAGAUGCAGCAGCAGCAGAUGCAGCAGCACGUCUGCCUUUUGGAGUGCCCUCAGCAACGCUGUGCAGAUGUCGUCGUUGCAGCAGGAGCAGGAGCAGCAGCAACAGCAGCAGAGGCGGGAGUGUGCUCUGCAGCAGUUCGGGGUAAAUGCGCAGCACAUGGAGGGGCAGCAAAAAACGCAAGAAAAACAGCCAUCCCCGCCGAAGCAGCAGCAACAGAGACGGGAGCGUCGACAGCAGCCGCAGUCUCAGGAGAAAGGAGACGUUCCCCCGAGCGAAGGCGAGAAAAGGAUGACUCUGCAAGAAUGCUGGCUAACACGCUGCACGCAAUCCAGACUUCGAGCAGCGCGGCGGCAGCAGCCGCCGCGGAAGCGAUGCGGCCUCUAUGCUGGCAGUAA
Molecule: messenger RNA, 2016 nt
Organism: Cyclospora cayetanensis
Lineage: Eukaryota; Apicomplexa; Conoidasida; Eucoccidiorida; Eimeriidae
Exons: 10
Coding region: 1-2016 (671 amino acids)
Source: RefSeq, a predicted model, not a curated record